Molecule: messenger RNA, 720 nt
Organism: Ascoidea rubescens DSM 1968
Lineage: Eukaryota; Fungi; Ascomycota; Saccharomycetes; Ascoideales; Ascoideaceae
Product: P-loop containing nucleoside triphosphate hydrolase protein
Exons: 2
Coding region: 1-720 (239 amino acids)
Biological process (GO): signal transduction
Cellular component (GO): plasma membrane
Molecular function (GO): GTPase activity; GDP binding; GTP binding
Source: RefSeq, a predicted model, not a curated record
AUGGUUGAUCCAAGUCAAAUAUUGAAUAUCCUAGUUUUGGGUGCUUCACAAUCCGGAAAAUCUUCUCUAAUUUUACAAUAUGUCCACUCAUUUUUCCCUGAAGAAUAUGACGCAAAUAUAGAAGAUACAUAUACAAAGCGUAUUGCAAUCAAAAGUACUGCCAUAGCAAUCAAUCUAUUUGAUGCUGCAGAUACUGGAGAAUACUCUGAAAUGAGAAACCAGCGAAUUGAUAACGCUGAUGGAAUUAUUCUAGUCUAUUCGGUUUGCUCCAAAAAUUCCUUGGAUCGAUUACACCAACUUUACGAAGAUAUCACUAGACAUCGCGAUUUUUUGCCUCCAAUUGCAAUUGCUGGUACUAAAAUUGAUCUUGAAGGUGAAAGAGAAAUCGACGGAAUCAUUGGUGAAAAAUUGUCCAAAGAAAUCAACUCUUCAUUCAUGGAAGUUAGUGCAAAGGGCAAUAUUAACGUCAAUGAAUUUUUCACCGAUUUUGCAAUUAAAGUUUACGAAGAUAAAAUUAAUAAAAUAAACGUAAAGGAAAACGAGAAAAAGUUAAAACAACAACAAUCUCAACCUCAAUUGAAAAUGAACCAGAAUUUUUCAAAUACAAAUUCCUCGUAUAAUGAGCCAGAUCAUGAUAAUCCAAGAGAGAAAAACUAUAACAAUUUAGACAAUCAAGAGGAGCCAAAGCUGGAUAAAGGCGGUUGUUGUAUUAUUAUGUAA